Molecule: messenger RNA, 531 nt
Organism: Microplitis demolitor
Lineage: Eukaryota; Metazoa; Arthropoda; Insecta; Hymenoptera; Braconidae
Product: smoothelin
Exons: 5
Coding region: 1-531 (176 amino acids)
Biological process (GO): actin cytoskeleton organization
Cellular component (GO): filamentous actin; microtubule organizing center
Molecular function (GO): protein binding
Source: RefSeq, a predicted model, not a curated record
AUGUUUUUAAUAAACAAGAGCUUUAAGACUUCUGAUCAACUUGUGGAUCAUGUUAAUAAGAAACCAAUGUCACCGUUUGCUAAAUUCCGCGAGCUUGAUCGUCAAAACAGUUCAAGCACUCCCAGUUCACCGAGGACGCCAGGAACGCCUAAAGAAUUUACUUUUAAAUUUACUGACCCCAUUGUACAGAACAAUGCGGUGCAGAUCAAGGAGCGAUUGCUGUCGUGGUGUCGGGCUAAGACUAAAGAAUAUGAGAAUGUUCAGAUAGAUAAUUUUUCAACGAGUUGGAACAACGGUCUGGCAUUUUGUGCUCUGCUCCAUCAUUUCAAACCCCAGGCAUUUGAUUACGACAAGCUGAAGCCGGAAAAUCGGCGAAAAAAUUUUACACUAGCUUUUGAAAAAGCUGAGGAAAUUGCUGGGAUUGUUCCACUUUUGGAUGUUGAGGACAUGGUAGUGAUGCGUAAACCAGAUUGGAAGUGUGUAUUUACUUAUGUCCAAUCAAUUUAUCGCCGCUUUAAAGACGAAGAUUAA